AAUAUGGCCACCGAAACUGCGAGCUUUUGUGUUCUUCUCAAGGGAGACUUGGCUAAACAGCAGCCCCAGUACUGCUCGUAGAUCUUAUGACCUAAGUAUUAUUGAUUCAAGUCAAGUAGUGGUGGAGAUGGAGGGGAGUGGGAAUCUACAGCAAGUCAAAAAGGAAAAGAUAAGGCUUCAAUCUAUUUAUAAUCUACGCUGCUGCCUCCUUUUCUCUGUGCUUGUUGGCUUUCAACAUGCCAUGAGAGCUGAGCUAACACAACAACGCAACAGCUUUUGCUCGCUGCUCUUAUUUUAUGACCCUUAUCCCUGCAACCCCAUCUCUGAUUCUCUCUCUCUCUCUCUCUCUCUCUCUCUCUCUCUCGGCUUUGUACAAAGGGUUCUCCCCACACACACAGCCUCCUCUUCCUUUUGGUUCCAUUAAGCAUGAGCACCAUGGCGCUGGAGUCAUGGCUGAGCCGAGUGAAAUCGGCCAUCUCCACCGGGCUGGACACCGUGCGAACGACGGUGAACGCCGACGCCGCCAGCUCCAUUCUCAACCGUAAGAAGGCCAGUAGCGUUGGUAUCCUCGCCUUCGAGAUCGCCGGAUUCAUGUCGAAGCUGCUCCACCUUUGGCGGUCGCUCUCCGAUGCGCAGAUCGCGCGACUUCGCAACGAGACCAUCGCUCUACCAGGCAUCAGGAAGAUCGUGUCCGAUGACGAGUCUUUCCUCCUCGGCCUCGCCUGCGCGGAGCUGGUCGAGUCGCUCCGCCUCGUGGCGGAUUCGGUCUCCAUGUUAAGCCAGCGAUGCAGCGACCCGGCCCUACGAGGAUUCUGCCGAAGCUUCAGGGAGUUCUCCGACUUCGGCCACGACGCCAACCGAUGGGCCAUGGGAUGGAAGGAGAUGGACUCGAAGGCCAAGAAGAUGGAUCGGUACGUGGCGUCGACAGCGGCGCUAUACAAGGAGAUGGACGAGCUGUCGGAGGCGGAGCACAGCCUAAGAAAGAUCGUUCACUGCGGUGGCGGAUACAACCGGAUCAUGUCGACGAGCAGGCUCGCCAUGGUGGCUGAGAUCCAGCAGAAGAUCUUCUGGCAGAAGCAGCAGGUCAAGUACUUGAAACAGACAUCUCUGUGGAGCUGCACCUUCGACGCCGUCGUGUCGCUGCUGGCACGGUCGGUGUUCACAGUGGUCGCCAGAAUAAAGCACGUCUUCCUCGUCGGCAGUGAAUCAUAUCCCUUGCCUCGAAGCCUGUCGGGGUCCGCUGCAGUGUACCCGUCCUCCGACACUGUUUCGCUGCCUUGGAAGUUCUCGUCGGGGCCACUGGUGCUGUCGUCGAAGCACGAGCAAGGUGGCUUCUUCGAGACCAGCUCGACGAUGCUGGCACCGCCGCCGUCGACGCUGGGCGCGACGGCGCUGGCGCUGCACUACGCGAACUUGAUCAUCGUGCUGGAGAAGAUGAUCCGUUCGCCGAGGGCGGUGGGGGCGGAAGCGAGGGACGAUCUGUACGGGAUGCUGACGGCGAGCGUGCGGGGGCAGCUACGGGCGAGGCUGAAAGGGGUGGGGUGGGGGUCGGCGCGGGACUCGGGGCUAGCGGCGGAGUGGAGGGCGGCGUUGGCGCGGAUCGCGGAGUGGCUUGGACCGGUGGCGCACGACACCAUAAGGUGGCAGGGGGAGCGGAGCUUCGAGCGGCGGAGCGCGGCGGCGCCCAGGGCCAACGUACUCCUGCUGCAGACGCUCUACUUCGCCAACAGGGUCAAGGUGGAGACCGCCGUGACGGAGCUACUCGUGGGGCUCAAUUACCUGUGGAGGUUCGAGAGGGAGAUGAGCGCCCUGGCGCUUGCCGCAGACCAUGGAGGACUCCAACACUAAGCGAGGGAGUCCCACUGGUACUGCUUCCAUAUGUUCAUCCCUAUUUGGUUCGAGUUCAAGGCCGGGGUUGAACUGGUUUGUACAUGGCCACAUCGUUCCUUCUCCUUCCAUCUCUUGUUCUCUGCCAUGUCCAAACUAACAUGCAGAUCGAGCUUUCAUUUCUUUUCUCUGUAGUUUCUGGGAACUUGGGAAACCUGACGGUGAAUGAAAUAGCCAAGUUUGGGUUCC
Musa acuminata subsp. malaccensis (wild Malaysian banana) is the source of this 2076-nucleotide messenger RNA. RefSeq names its product protein PSK SIMULATOR 3. NCBI's taxonomy places the organism in Eukaryota, Viridiplantae, Streptophyta, Magnoliopsida, Zingiberales, Musaceae. The record is from RefSeq and is a predicted model, not a curated record. Gene Ontology annotation, biological process: positive regulation of growth.